Piliocolobus tephrosceles (Ugandan red Colobus) is the source of this 1415-nucleotide messenger RNA. It is a transcript of the gene LRP2BP, whose product is annotated as LRP2 binding protein. Gene Ontology annotation, molecular function: protein binding. Bases 24 to 1070 code for a protein of 348 amino acids. Lineage: Eukaryota; Metazoa; Chordata; Mammalia; Primates; Cercopithecidae. The transcript is spliced from 8 exons. The record is from RefSeq and is a predicted model, not a curated record.
AGAAUACACACUGUGGAAAAAGGAUGAAGUUGACCAGUGAAAAGUUGCCCAAGAACCCCUUUUAUGCCUCCAUAUCUCAAUAUGCUGCUAAAAACCAAAAAUCCUUCCAAUGGAAAAAGGAAAAGACUGAUCAUUACACCCAUGCUAAUUUGGUGGAUAAGGCAUUGAAGCUCUUGAAGGAAAGAAUACUGAAAGGAGACACUCUGGCAUAUUUCCUGAGAGGUCAACUAUAUUUUGAAGAGGGAUGGUAUGAAGAAGCAUUAGAACAGUUUGAAGAAAUCGAGGAGAAAGACCAUCAAGCCACUUACCAGCUAGGAGUGAUGCACUAUGACGGGCUGGGGACCAUUCUGAAUGCUGAGAAAGGGGUGGACUAUAUGAAGAAAAUUCUUGAUUCUCCAUGUCCCAAAGCAAGACACUUAAAAUUUGCAGCUGCUUACAACCUCGGAAGAGCUUAUUAUGAAGGAAAAGGUGUUAAACGAUCAAAUGAGGAAGCCGAAAGACUGUGGCUUUUCGCAGCAGACAAUGGAAAUCCCAAAGCUAGUGUGAAGGCUCAAAGUAUGCUCGGGCUGUAUUACUCAACCAAGGAGCCCAAGGAGUUAGAAAAGGCAUUUUACUGGCAUUCAGAAGCAUGUGGCAACGGAAAUCUGGAGUCCCAGGGUGCACUUGGUCUCAUGUACUUGUAUGGACAGGGCAUCCGGCAGGAUACGGAAGCUGCCCUGCAUUGCUUAAGAGAAGCCGCAGAACGCGGAAACGUCUAUGCUCAAGGGAAUCUCGUGGAGUAUUACUAUAAGAUGAAAUUUUUUACAAAGUGUGUUGCAUUUUCUAAAAGGAUUGCUGACUAUGAUGAGGUUCACGACAUCCCCAUGAUUGCCCAGGUCACAGACUGUCUCCCGGAGUUCAUCAGCAGAGGCAUGGCAAUGGCAUCCUUCUACCACGCAAGGUGUCUCCAGCUCGGCUUGGGCAUCACCAGGGAUGAAGCAACGGCUAAGCACUAUUAUUCUAAAGCUUGUCGUCUGAACCCUGCACUGGCAGAUGAACUUCACUCCUUACUUAUUCGUCAAAGAAUUUAGACCACCAUGUAUUUCAACAAAGAUCAUCCAUGCUAACACCGCACAAUGUGUGUAUUUUUACAGUAGUUAUGACUGGUUAUUUUGCACGUCGCAAAUUACACUAUCCUGGGUAUUUUACAGGUGACAUGUUACUUCGUUCUUGAAUUUGUACGCGGUUAAGUUUUGCACCUUGAAAACUAGACACAAGGUCAAAUUGCUGCAAGAGUCCUCAGAAGUCCACCUCUUACCCUACAGACUGGCCUAGACCAUAUCAAGUAUCAAAACCAUUCUACACAGCAAGUCUCUUUUUUCCUUUCUUAAAUACCAAGUCUCCAAAAGCACUUAAUUUAGCUUUAGUAAGUUCAG